This is a messenger RNA of Solanum stenotomum, 528 nucleotides long. RefSeq names its product protein ACCELERATED CELL DEATH 6-like. Gene Ontology annotation, cellular component: plasma membrane. NCBI's taxonomy places the organism in Eukaryota, Viridiplantae, Streptophyta, Magnoliopsida, Solanales, Solanaceae. The record is from RefSeq and is a predicted model, not a curated record. Gene Ontology annotation, molecular function: protein phosphatase regulator activity; protein phosphatase 1 binding. The transcript has a single exon. Bases 1 to 528 code for a protein of 175 amino acids.
AUGAAUUCAGAUGAUAAUUAUACAAGAUCAAUCAAAUUGCUUAGGGAUACAGCUCAAAUGCAUCUAGUUGUGGCUACACUAAUAGUGACGGUCACCUUUGCAGCCGGCUUCACACUACCAGGAGGUUUUGAGAGCGAUAAAGAUAGCCAUGAUAAAGGGAUGGCGAUUCUAACAAAGAAAUCGGCAUUCUGUGCAUUCGUUGUCACAGAUGCCAUUGCCUUUGUAUGCUCCGCGGGGGCUGUGUUUAGCUACUUUUUCAUGGCAAUGACUCAUAGGCCAAAGAUUGAAGGACAGUCGGACAUCGAUUUAACACAAAAAGAGCUGAGAAUUCUGCUGAAAACUUAUACACUUGCAACAAUUUUGCUCUUUCUAUCAAUGUCAGCAGUGGUAAUUGCAUUUGUAACUGGUUUAUAUGCUACUUUGGCAAAUUCAGUUGGUCUAGCUGCUACUGUUUGUGUCAUAGGUGGCCUUGCUUUCCUUAUUUAUGUCUUGGUUUUUUAUAUUUUUUGCACAGAAGUCAUUAAGUAG